CUCUCUACCACCCCACCCAAUACUGGUGUAAGAAUGGGUUUCUUACUAUCCAAUUAUCAACUCACAAUAUGUAUCCUGUUUUCCCUAAUUUUCUGCUUCUCUUCUUCUUCUGCACAUCUUUGCCAUAAUGACGAGAGCACUGCUUUGCUCCAAUUUAAGCAAUCCUUGUCCUUCAAUUGCUCUGCUUCCCGUUGCAACAGGGAUCCUUCUGUUCCAUAUGAUACUGAUAAUUGGAAAGAGGGUACAGAUUGUUGUGCAUGGGAUGGGGUCACAUGUGAUAACACCACUUCUCAUGUCAUUGGCCUCGACCUCUAUUGUAACUGCCUAUAUGGUACCAUCCAUCCAAACAGCAGCCUCUUCAAUCUUGUUCACCUUCAACACCUCGACCUUUCUUGCAACAACUUCACUCACUCUCAAAUUUUACCUUCAUUUGGCCGUUUCACAAAUUUGACCCAUCUUGACCUCUCUGAGUCCUAUCUUUCUGGCCCAAUACAAUCAUCAGAAGAAGUCUGGCAAGGGAAUAACUUCUCCAAUAGCAUUUUCCACUUACAGAAAUUGCAAGUGCUGUGGUUAUACGGUAACAGAGAACUCACAGGUAAACUUCCAAAUAUUAUUAAUGGAACUCUCCGGCACCUUAGGCACCUUAGGUCGUUGGCUCUCUCUUAUAUAGAUUUCACCGGAGAGCUACCUAAUUCCAUCGGCCAACUUGAGUACUUGGAGGAGCUAUACCUCUAUGACUGCAAUCUCUUCGGCACCAUUCCGACAUCGCUUGGAAACCUCAAGAAACUAAGAAUGUUAUCUCUUGGAGGGAAUAACUUGAACAAUGGUCAAUUCCCAUCUUCAAUCGGCCAUCUUAAAAACUUGGAGGAGCUAUACCUCCAAAGCUGCAAUUUCUUUGGUACCAUUCCGACAUCGCUUGGAAACCUCAAGAAACUAAGAAUAUUAGAUCUUCAAGGGAAUAACUUGAUCAAUGGUCAAUUCCCAUCUUCAAUCGGCCAUCUUAAAAACUUGGAGGAGCUAUACCUAGAAAGCUGCAAUUUCUUUGGUACCAUUCCGACAUCGCUUGGAAACCUCAAGAAACUAAGAAUGUUAUAUCUUCGAGGGAAUAACCUGAUCAAUGGUCAAUUCCCAUCUUCAAUCGGCCAUCUUAAAAACUUGGAGGAACUAUACCUCAGUGACUGCAAUUUCUCUGGUACGAUUCCGAGAUCGCUUACCAACCUCACGCGAUUAAUUUCGCUUGAUCUUUCAUACAACAAUUUUGAAGGCCCAAUUCCUCAAUUUUUUCCCAACUUCUCGCAACUUCAAUUUAUAGAUUUCUCAAACAAUCAACUAACAGGUCCCAUUCCAUCAUCAAUAACUGGCCUUCCAAAUCUACAGUAUCUAUAUUUAGGCAGUAACUCAAUCAAUGGGACAAUACCUCCUUCCUUGUUUCAUCUUGUGAACCUUACCUAUCUUGAUCUUUCAUCAAAUAAUUUAAGCGACACUGUUGAGCUGGACACGUUUGCAAAGAUUGAAUAUUUGAAUUAUUUGGAUCUUUCAAACAGUGGUCUAUCAUUGACCUCCACCAACUCCACUCCCUCCUCUUUCCGAAACAUUAGGACAUUACGAUUGUCGUCUUGCAACAUAUGUAAAAUUCCUGAAUUUCUGAAAACCCGAACGAAAUUGUUGGAGGUGCUAGACCUUUCGAACAACCACCUAAAUGAAGAACCCAAUCCACUCUGCAAUCUUCAUUCUCUUCGAUAUCUCAAUCUGUCCAAUAACCAAUUUGCCGGAUUAAUUCCUACCUGUUUGGGGAACUUCAAUGGAAAUUUAACCUCGUUAAAUUUGCAAAGAAACAAUUUCCAUGGUACCAUCCCUCAAACAUUUGGAAACGCAAGCAUGUUACAGGAACUUGACAUUAGCCACAAUGGAUUGCAAGGGAUACUUCCAAGAUCAUUGGCGAAUUGCACAAACCUAGAAAUUUUGAAUCUGGGUCAUAAUUUCAUAGAAGAUGCUUUUCCAUUUUGGUUGGAGAACCUGCCCCAAUUGAAGGUUGUUGUCUUGCGAUAUAAUAAAUUCCAUGGUCCCAUAGAGCAACCGAGGAAGAGAUUAGCCUUCACCAAUUUACAUAUCAUUGACAUGUCUCACAAUGAAUUUACAGGCACUCUGCCAUCAAAAUACUUUGAGAGCAUGCAUUCAAUGAUGAUGGAUGAUGAAGACAAAUCCUCCUUAAAUUAUAUGGGUAAUGAUUAUGGUUAUUAUUCGGUAACUAUAAUGAAUAAAGGACUGGAAAUGGAAUUCGUAAGGAUCAUCACCAUCUUAAAAGCUAUUGAUUUCUCGCACAACAAGUUUGAUGGAAAUAUUCCAAUAUCCAUUGGAAGACUUAAAGCCCUUUGUGUCCUAAAUUUUUCAAGUAAUGGUCUCACAGGUCUCAUUCCAGUGUCCUUGGGGGAUCUAACUGAGCUCGAGUCCUUAGAUCUAUCCCAAAACAAGCUCUCUGGUGAGAUACCUCAACAACUAACGAGUUUGACAUUCCUUGAAGUUUUUGAUGUCUCACAAAAUAAUCUAACUGGGAUUAUACCACGAGGCCAGCAGUUUGAAACAUUUUCAAACACUUCAUAUGAGGGAAAUCUAGGCUUGUGCGGGUUUCCAUUGUCAAAGAAUUGUGGGAAUGUCCAAAUAGCAGAAUCACCAACUUUACCAUCCGCAUUUAGCCACAAUUUUAAGUUCAAAUUUGAUGGCUUUGGUUGGGAAGCUGUGUUGAUGGGAUAUGGGUGUGGAGUAUUGCUUGGUUUGUUGAUUGGAAGUUACAUUAUUCGAAGGAAAGAAGAAUGGCUCGUAAGGAUUUUUGGUGUAAAAAUGCGUCAAAAUGGGAAGAGAUCAAAGAAGGUUCGGAAGAAGAUAGCUCAUACAAAGUCAAUUAUAAAUUGUUCGUAGUAAAUAUAUUGUGUAUUCUAAUAAAUUGGAGAAAGUAUUUGAAGGCUGCAAUGCAAGGAAAA
Messenger RNA from Camellia sinensis, 2978 nucleotides. NCBI's taxonomy places the organism in Eukaryota, Viridiplantae, Streptophyta, Magnoliopsida, Ericales, Theaceae. The record is from RefSeq and is a predicted model, not a curated record.